GUAAAAUGGAAGUGGAGAUCAAAAUACGCUUACCAUCAAGAGAGACCUAUGAGCAAGUCGUAGCUUUGUUCAAAAUUCAGGGUUUACACUGUCGCACUGAGCGCCAAGAAAACUGGUUCUUAGAUGGCUGCGGGGCUGAAUUGCAGAGCGACAAAUCAGUAUUUCGAAUACGGCGGGCGGACAUCAAUGAUCGCUCAGUAAUGAAUGAAGGUUCAAAUGAUGGCACCGAGCAACCGCUUGUUACGUUCACUGCAACUAUCAAAGGGAACGCUCUCCUCACUGACGGAAUAUCUCGAGUAGCAGAGGAAGAACGUUCAAUAUCGACAGAGCUCGCAGAAAGAUUGCUUAGAUCUCCGUCAGACCUUGGGUCGAUGUCGCAAGACCAUCCUCUCCUUGGUAAGCUUGCGGCAAAGCUAAAGCACCCGUCCGACGCCCGUAUUAUCGGAUCAUAUAGCACACUAAGAGAAGUGUUCGAGUGGAAAAGGUGGAAAGUGGAGGUUGACGCUACUGUGUAUACGUUCGGCGAAGCCUAUGAGAUUGAAAUUGAAAGUCCCACCCCAGAGGAAGCAAAAAGAGACAUUGAGGCUUUUCUUCAAGCGAACAGUGUCCCAUACGGAUACAGUCAACGAAACAAAACAGACAAUAUGAGAGCUGGGUCGAUAUUAUAACAAUAGCGUAGUCACUCUAUAGGUCAGAUAUUUAUCUAUUUACAUAAUCAAGCCCUUUAGCUGUGAUAUCAGCACUGAGUA
This is a messenger RNA of Spizellomyces punctatus DAOM BR117, 749 nucleotides long. RefSeq lists its product as uncharacterized. The record is from RefSeq and is a predicted model, not a curated record. Bases 6 to 668 code for a protein of 220 amino acids. Lineage: Eukaryota; Fungi; Chytridiomycota; Chytridiomycetes; Spizellomycetales; Spizellomycetaceae. The transcript is spliced from 6 exons.